Amoebophrya sp. A120 is the source of this 1228-nucleotide messenger RNA. The record is from the annotation of a GenBank genome assembly. NCBI's taxonomy places the organism in Eukaryota, Dinophyceae, Syndiniales, Amoebophryaceae.
GUGUUCCUGCCGCUGCCGAAAAACCUUCCUGCGGCAGCUUCGUCCUCUGCCUCGUCGCCCCAGGCUGGCAGCAGCUCGACGUCUACGUCGGUUGGUGGUGUCGUCCGGGGUCGUGGCCUAGCGCGGCAACAUGACAACAGUAUUGUAAGGAAAAAUCCCCCCUCCCCAUAUCAAAACGGAAUUUCUGAUGCUGGAUUGGUGUACACGAAUCAGCUUUGUAUUGCAGAGAGGCAUUGCGGCCAGAUCCCCAGGCUAGGUAGGGGCGCAUGGGCCUACUUAGUUGCCCGGCAUGACAAACGGCCGACCUUUAGGCCCAACAGCAUGACAAAUCGCUUCUCUAAUGGGGCGGAAGCUUCUGCCCUUGUCUUCUUGCAAGACAGACGUGAUUUGUGACCUCAAACCUGGGUUACCUCGGUCGAGUGGUCGUGCGGUUCGGUUCUCCUAUGCCCAUGCCUACCGUGUACUUGCCGCUGGGUACUGGUAGUGCGUCUCUUUCGUCAGACUGUUUCGCUUCGGCGAAACGACAUGACGAUUGUUUGGGGAGGUUCCUAACGGUCCCCUCAGGGCAUUGCCUCGUCGCUGACCUGUGGAGAAAGGCGGUUCAGGUCAGCUUCGGGAAGGGUAUCCGGAGUUGAGUUAGCUUCGGCUUUCUCUUGUGUAUUCGAGGGCAGUGGUUGGCGGAGGUUGUUGGGAUGUUCCUAAACAGUCAUCCCAGAACAUUUGUGUUCCUUUCUGACUUCCUCAUUUCCUGUGCAGUAUUUUACUGCAUAUACAGGCGCCACCCUCGUUUAUCACCUCCAGGGCUACGCGCGACCCCUCCGACGCUGCGUGUGGAAGGAGGAAGUUCGGCGUGUCGGGUGAGGGACCCCCGACGUCUGGCCUACGGAUAUCAUGGGGAACUAAGGCUCAAAUCAGCAACACAAAUUUUCGGAAACAUACCUGUUCGAUAUGGGGAGGGGGGAUUUUUCCUCUCAAUAAACAGCAGGGCGAGUUCGCGAUCCAGGUCUCCCAUCUUGGAACGGCGCGACAGCGCGGCGGAGCAAUGCAGAGGACCGCCUAGUGACGCUGAGAGAAUGUCGGGCGAUGAGGCGCCCGACCUCUUUCCCGCCCCCGUGAGGCCGCCCUCGCCCCCACCGAUUGCACCGCCGCGGCAGCCCAGACGCCCCCUGGCUUUUGCGAGUGACGAUCUUAGAUCGGUAGCGGAAGUAAAUCACGCAGAGGCCCCAAC